Molecule: messenger RNA, 1767 nt
Organism: Mizuhopecten yessoensis (Yesso scallop)
Lineage: Eukaryota; Metazoa; Mollusca; Bivalvia; Pectinida; Pectinidae
Product: anaphase-promoting complex subunit 15B-like
Exons: 4
Coding region: 72-380 (102 amino acids)
Biological process (GO): regulation of mitotic cell cycle spindle assembly checkpoint
Cellular component (GO): anaphase-promoting complex
Source: RefSeq, a predicted model, not a curated record
UUAUCUGUGUCUUGUAAAGCUUGUCAGUGACAUCGGCGUUGCAGAUUUUUCAACUUUCGAUUUUUCUUGAAAUGGCGAUAAGAUUUCCAUCUCUGCUCCCCGGUGCAGUUGAUCCGCUGUGGUUUACAGUUGAUAGACCAUGUGACGAUGAAAACGAAUUGUCUGAACUGGAAGAGGAACACAAUCUCUGGCUGGAGAGUAUAGCAAAGAAAGACAGCAACAUCAUACCCAUCGGGAAAACUGCAGUCGAGAGUCUUGAAGACGAGGAGGAAGAUGAAGAAGAUGAUGAAGGUGAUGAUGAUGACGAAAGUGACACAAAUGAUGAUGACCUUGACAUAGACAUGCUUGAUGAAAGGGAUUCAGGAGAUGAUGCAGGGUAAUGUCAUCUACCACUACAUAGAGAUCAGUUUUCUGCCAUGCAGAGGAAUAAAUAAAUCAGUUCAAGUUAUACUGCUUCCAGAAUAUUGCUAGUUGGAUAUACAUUUAAGGAAAUGAUAUUGUCACUUCGUGUUUGCCAUCAAGAAGUGAGGACAGCAUUACAUAUUGUUACCUGAAGCUGCAGUGCAUGGAUGUGUAAAUUUCACCUCUGCUGAUACCCCUGUAGUUUCAAUUGUGGUACGUAAUGUACAUGUAUACCUUUACAUGUGCCGGGACCUUUCUCUACAGGCGGAUUGAAGAAAUCGACUAGAUAAGCCAGUGUGCUGAUUGAGCUAAAGACAAGGAAACUAGUCUUUUGGGAGGACAUCAAAUCAUGCCAGAUACAAUAGGAAGUCUUUUAGUGGUUGAGGUGUUAGUAAAGAAGAGUUUCACUGUAGUAUUAAAACUGUCUAAUCAGACAAUCUUAAGCUGUUUAUUCCUUCACAGUAGUUAAGAUAGGUUUCAAGGUACAACUAUAUAAUGGAUUCUGUUACGCUGAUAAUUUGAUGUCGGAUCAUUUGGGUGGUCUGUUGGAGCAGUGAAUAGUGCACUUGCCUUUCACCGAAACGCCCGGGGUUUGACUCCCCGAUUGAACAUGAAAAGGUGUUCGGUCACCUGGUUUUUCCCAGGUACACAGGUUUCCUCCCACAUUAAAACCUCGGCUAACUUCCAUCCAGGCCAAUAAGAGUGAUUAAUAUAAGCUGUGAAUCUCUUUUUAGCUUUACCAUUUGAAAUGUUUCUUUGACCACUCAAUGAUAACAUCUUUGAGAAUUUCUGUUAACUCAUUCACCCCUGAAGACACAUUUGAACUCUUCCGAUUCAAAGGUUGGCAUAGUUCAUUAUGAAAUUUCAGGGGUGAACGACUUAAUAAGCAAAUUAAACAUUUACUGGACUACAGUACAUUCCAAAUUUUACAGAGAGAUUGUGUAUGUAUGGUUUAUGGAGUUAAAAGAGUGUGAAUUUGUAUGCAUUGGAUAUGUUGCAUAGUAUUUCUUGUUCAGAGAGUGUGAUUGUGUGUGUACCAUAAGGCUGUUGCACAGAUUCCAACCCCAUGGUCCAUGAACAUGUACUGUAUACCGUAAUAAAUAUUAAAUUUGCCCUUCACAUUUAAUUACAAUGUGCCUCUGACAUUACGGAGGGUGAAAAAGGCAAAAUUAAACUGCAGCCAAAAUUUCGUGAUACACAUAUACUGUACAUAACACAUGUACAAAUAUUAAUGUUCAUAUCCAAACCAUUGGAAGAGAAUUGAUGUCAUAUCCCUAGGGUAUGUACGGUAUCUGAAGUUCACACAAAAAUGAUGCUGUAUGAACAAUAUGAAGUAUAUAAACUGAAAUAAAUAUUUUUAACAUA